AUGCAUCCUGCUAAAGUGACUGUAUGGUGCGGUUUCUGGGCUGGCGGCGUAAUCGGUCCAUAUUUUUUUGAGGACGCUAUGGGCAACGCGCUUACGGUCAAUGGAGAUCGGUAUCGCGCCAUGAUUAAUGAUUUCCUGUGGCCUCAACUGGACGAUAUGGAUCUAACAGACAUCUGGUUCCAGCAGGAUGGCGCUACGUGCCACACCGCACGCGCAACGCUAGAUUUACUGCAUGAAAAGUUCAACGGUUUCAUUAUUUCGCGCGGCGGCGAUGUGCACUGGCCACCAAGAUCGUGCGAUAUAACGCCUUUAGACUUUUUCCUGUGGGGCUACGUGAAGUCUCAAGUGUAUGCGGAUAAGCCAGAAACAAUUGCAGCAUUAAGGGCCAACAUCAUUCGCGUCCUCGGACAGGUAGACGCUGAAAUGUGCGGAAAAGUGCUCGAAAAUUGGACCAUGCGAAUGCACGCUGUACAGCGCAGUCGCGGUGGCCAUAUAAACGAUAUAAUCUUCCAUACUUAA
Molecule: messenger RNA, 519 nt
Organism: Anthonomus grandis grandis
Lineage: Eukaryota; Metazoa; Arthropoda; Insecta; Coleoptera; Curculionidae
Exons: 1
Coding region: 1-519 (172 amino acids)
Molecular function (GO): nucleic acid binding
Source: RefSeq, a predicted model, not a curated record